GUCUCCUGGUCCAGUGGUCAAGGCGACUUCCAUAUUCUGAGGUUGUUGUUCGGUCCCGGGUUCGAUUCUCGCCGUAUGGCGGGUUUUCUGAUUCGGCGUCUGAGCUUCAACCAAGGAAUAUAGGGAGCCGCCAAAGCCACUACUGGGAGGCCGACUCACCCUUUGUGCCAAGAAACUAUCCUGACAAUGAGCUCUUUUACGAACAAAAUCGCCAUUUUCUCGACCCUUAAGCCUCCGGCAUUACCUUCUCUCUUCAUAGUUUUCUUCCAAAAACCAAGCGGUUGCCGGUCACCUGCUACCUCUUGUCGCAAAGGACAUUCACUUAGACCAAUGUCUCUGUGCAUAUUGCCUCAUGUCUGAGGCUGUUUUAACAUAGCGUUUAGAGCUGAGGGCAGAAAAUGUGAACUCCUUUACUUCAUUCACUUAUCAAGACGCGCAUUCAUGCAGG
Umbelopsis ramanniana AG is the source of this 448-nucleotide messenger RNA. RefSeq lists its product as uncharacterized. The coding region runs from base 187 to 360 and encodes 57 amino acids. NCBI's taxonomy places the organism in Eukaryota, Fungi, Mucoromycota, Umbelopsidomycetes, Umbelopsidales, Umbelopsidaceae. The transcript has 2 exons. The record is from RefSeq and is a predicted model, not a curated record.